Messenger RNA from Lathyrus sativus (Indian pea), 771 nucleotides. NCBI's taxonomy places the organism in Eukaryota, Viridiplantae, Streptophyta, Magnoliopsida, Fabales, Fabaceae. The record is from the annotation of a GenBank genome assembly.
AUGCUUGAAUGGAUUCGUAUGGAGGCCUCUGAACUUGGAUUUGGUGUGGUUAUCAGAAGGUUCGAUAAUGGUUCGGAUAGAAGAUGCACUUUUGUGACUAUGGUGUGCAAAAGAAGCGGAAAAUAUCGAACUCCUCUCCGGAAUUUUAAAAGAGACGACACAGGUAGUAGAAAAUGUAAGUAUCCGUUUAAGGUUCAUGGUUACAUGUUGGCAAACAAAAAAUGGAGAUUUAAUGUGAUAUGUGGUUUGCAUAACCAUGAUUUGUGUUUAAAAUUAGCUGGUCAUCCUAGUGUCUAUCGGAUAAAGCCGGAAGAGAAGGAAUGUAUUAAUGACAUGACCUUGAAUCUUGUUCAACCGAAAAAUAUUCUUGCAACAUUGAAAUGGAAGCAACUCGAUAAUAUAUCAAAUAUCAAGCAAGUGUAUAACAUUCGGCACCUCACUAACAAUGUGAUUAUGGGGGAUAGAACUGAGAUGCAACAACUCUUGAAACUGUUGGAUGAUAGCAGUUACGUAUCCCGGUACCGAACAUGCGAUGAUAUAGUUACGAUUAGAGAUAUUUUUUGGACUCAUACUGAUUCCAUAAAGUUGUUUAAUAUGUUUCCUACUGUACUUGUUUCAACAUACAAGCCCAACAAGUAUAAACUUAUAUUAUUUGAGAUGGUUGGUGUUACCUCAAUUGAGAAGACAUGUUCUGUUGGUUUUGUAUUUCUUGAGUGUGAAAAAGAGAACAAUUUUACUUGGAUAUUAGAGGUGUACGAACUUCACUAUUAG